Messenger RNA from Galleria mellonella (greater wax moth), 2587 nucleotides. RefSeq names its product BTB/POZ domain-containing protein KCTD9. Bases 126 to 1493 code for a protein of 455 amino acids. Lineage: Eukaryota; Metazoa; Arthropoda; Insecta; Lepidoptera; Pyralidae. Gene Ontology annotation, molecular function: protein binding. The transcript has 7 exons. Gene Ontology annotation, biological process: protein homooligomerization. The record is from RefSeq and is a predicted model, not a curated record.
UUUUGAAUGAUUAUAAGAAGCCCCGUAUUUGGGAAAGAGGACCCAUCGCUUACAAUAAUAAUAAUAUAUAGUAUAAACAACUUUGUGUACAAAAAAUAUAAAUAUUGACAUGCCUUAAAGGAUGCAUGCAGCACCAAGAGCACUACAUAUACUUUGCCUUAUUGCGCACUUUUUGUAAAACCCAUUCUGUAGUCUCUAGGGAAAUUAUUGGUGUUUUUACUCAACUGCUCUAUAUUGCCCAUAAAAAGAAGUGCAUCGCCUUGAGUGAAUAUAGAAAUUCGACAUGCUUGAACAUUAAAAACAAAAACAAAGAUGAAGAGGACGGAAAGGUUAUGAUGGUGGACAAUUCGUCAGAUUUUUUAAACGAAGUUUCAUUACAUUUUGAUAUACCAAGAGAGGAGAUAAAAUUGUUUUCGUCCAACGGUUGUGAGAUCCUCGAUACACGGGUAAUUAAAGAUGAUGAUAAAAUCUUCUUAUCAUUACAAAGUAAACAUUCCCAAAGCUGUGAUUUUGUCGCGGAGUCAAUUUCAAAUUUGGGUGUCAAAGAUAGUAACAGCGGGAAAACUGUUUCUGACUGGAUAACCCUGAACGUCGGUGGGAAACACUUUAUGACUUCUCGAUCUACACUUCUAGCCAAAGAACCGCAUUCGAUGCUUGCUAGAAUGUUCGCAGACGACAACGAUAUGUACUUAAUGAAUCCCAGUGCUACAGACACGUCAGGCGCGUACUUAAUAGACAGGAAUCCUAAAUAUUUUGAGCCUAUAUUAAACUAUCUCAGGCAUGGUGAAGUGAUUUUGGACAAGCAUAUAAAUCCCAAGGGGGUCCUGGCAGAAGCUAUAUUUUAUGGCAUUGAGUCCAUGAUACCACAAUUGAAGCAAAUCAUUGAAGUAUAUAAAAGUUUAAAAGGCAACAAACAAGCAUUGACCAGAAUGGAUGUAGUUCGUGCGUUAAUAAUUACACCUACAGCUGCCGAACUGCGAUUCCAAGGUGUCAAUUUACAAGGAGCUGACCUGAACAAGUUGGAUUUAAGACAUAUUAACUUCAAGUAUGCUUGCUUAUCCCGAUGUAAUCUUAAUGGAGCCAACCUCUCUCACUGCUGCCUGGAACGAGCAGAUCUAUCCCAUGCCAACUUGGAAGGAGCACAGUUGCCUGGAGUGAAGGCCUUGUGUGCUAAUAUGGAAGGUGCCAAUCUCAAAGGUUGUAAUAUGGAGGAUCCUCUAGGAUCUAGAGCUGUCAUGGAAGGUGUGAAUUUAAAAGGCGCAAAUCUGGAAGGUAGCAACAUGGCAGGUGUUAAUUUAAGGGUGGCAACACUGAAGAAUGCCAACCUUCAAAAUUGUGAUCUCAGAGCUGCUGUGCUUGCUGGAGCUGAUUUGGAGUGUUGCGACCUGUCUGGCAGUGACCUUCAUGAAGCCAACCUACGUGGCGCGAACUUGAAGGAUGCGGCGUUCGAGCUGAUGCUCACUCCUCUUCAUAUGUCCCAAACUAUUAGAUAAACAUAUUACCCUUUACAAAACCCAAAUUGGAGGUUUUUUUCUUGAAUGACAACGGAAUGGUUACCAGAAAGAAAGCAGAAUAUUUAGCGCGUCGUGACAAAUUCACCAGGAAUGAACUACGAUGGUUUACAGGAAAGAUCACGUGGAUGCAACUUGACAGGAUAUAUUAUUGGCAUUGGAACUAACCUUCUCAUUAUUCGCACAAUCGCUUCCAUCUUCUAUCGGAGGUUGAACAAGAUAAGGUGGUGCUACAGCCAAACCUCUAACAUCCCCCUAGAAACCAUCGUGCUGAAUUCACGAUGGGCUAACUGAUCUGUCUUUUUAUACUUACCUAUCAUGUUUCUCUGGUACCCCGCCAGCAUAUAUCGUUAGCGCAGGCGAGGUUACCAUUCCAUUAUCAUUCAUUAAAAAAACCUCUAACGCGAGUUCUUCAGCCAAGAGUGUGGCCUUUUUUUGUUACUUUAUACAUUCCUCAUGAUGAGAUUAAAUAACUACAUUUCAUAAACAUUUACACAGAAAAAACUUGGAGCUUAUGAACUAGAUUUUUCUUAAGCCUAUCUUUUUAUCUAUUAUUUUCAAUGUCAAAAUACUGAGUCAUAAUGACCGGUAUGUUCAUCUUAGAAUUGAUAGCUUCAUGAUGUGGCCGAUCAUUUUAAGAAAUAGUUGUAUUUCAUAAUAUGGAAAAUACCCGCUGCUCACAUCAUGAAGUGCUCUGACCAGAUCAAUGAAUAAUCAGCGUUUGAUGAUAUCAAAAUCAAAACGCAUCGCUACUUCAUCAUAUGAUUAAACAUUAAUGACUAUAUCGUAAAAUAAUUAUACUAUCCACCGUUAGAGGCGCUUAUAUUGUUUUCUUUUUGUGACGAAUCAUGGCGGCGGACAAUUAUUCUGAUAAACAGCUAAUAAUAAAAUGUCAAGUGAAGUGAUAGAUCUACAAAAAGCUACUUGAAUUUUACAAAAGUAAUUGAAAUAUAGAAGUCCUACAUUAAUUAUAUCUCCGCUUCCAGUUUCUUCAUUUUGUAUUUUCUGUGUAAGAAUAUAAAUAAGGAAUAAACCUACUUUAACUUACUUGAUUUAAUAAAUGUUGUUUGUUUCAA